Fusarium tjaetaba is the source of this 2994-nucleotide messenger RNA. RefSeq lists its product as uncharacterized. Gene Ontology annotation, biological process: proteolysis. NCBI's taxonomy places the organism in Eukaryota, Fungi, Ascomycota, Sordariomycetes, Hypocreales, Nectriaceae. The coding region runs from base 1 to 2994 and encodes 997 amino acids. The record is from RefSeq and is a predicted model, not a curated record. Gene Ontology annotation, molecular function: serine-type endopeptidase activity. The transcript is spliced from 6 exons.
AUGAAUCACAGCGAUGAAACUUCCAAUGGAUUCCACCAAGAGCAUGAAGAAGAUGACGACGAGGUUUACCUCGACGAAGAUGAGUUCCCAGCUGCGUCCGUCACGCUCCUAGACGAGGAUCCUGUCAAAGCCAAAUUCGAGCGCCAUGUCGAAGAGGCUCGAAUACUAUCCAACAACCUACAAGCCUCUGAAUCAAGCGACAAGGCAAGCCAACAGCUCAAAUUCGUCAACGAUAGGUUCGGCGAAUGGCACAACACCACCGAGGAAGGGAAGAACUUUCUUCACUUCCUCGCAGACUACGACCACAGAAUUCACAAACCGCCCGUCAACCUCCAAUGGCUCAUGUGGCGAGCCAUUCGCAAACUCCCAGCACAUCUCCUCUGGUCGCCGGAUAACAACAAGCGCAUUCCUCUGACAAGUGCGCUGUUGGCGAAUAACUCGCUUUUCGGUUGGUCAGUGUGCUUGAAGAUUAAGGAUGCGACGUGUCAAGAGUAUAAUGCUCUGUUGCAGAAGAGAUAUGAGAACUGGGAUGAGAGCAGUGAGACUACUUGCUUGCACGCCGCUGCGACUUGCAUCUUUGACAAUGGAGUCAAGAGAAAAGAGUUCUUCAACAAGAUAUGCGGCUUUGUGCCGAGAGACAUGUUCUUUGUGCGGGACACUAAGCGCCGUACCGCUCUUCAUCGCGCGGUCGAGUAUGAGUGCUGCUGCAACAGUCAAGUCGAGGUGGUAAAGGAGAUCUUACGCUCUUGUCCCGACCUCCUGGAUGAGCCUAUCAAAGAUCCAGAUGACUUCAAUCGCACGUUGUCAGUCUAUCAGUACCACCAUCAUACGCGGAAGAAGUUCCUCGAGAGUCGACGAAGACGUGCUCAGGAUCUAGCCAUCCAAGAGCCCACAGCAGCAGCCCCAAAGAGAGUAGAGCACAAACACGAAAGAGGAGUAGAUCCAAAGAAGGAUGCAAAGAGAAUUGUAACAAGAACGGAAAAGUCAGGCUCGGAAAAGACAAGCAUGGGUCCCCCGCCAGGCGUAAAGCGAAGAGGUUCCAUUGCCGCAACGCCACAAGGUGCUACAACUCCAGUGCAAUCUCCAUCCCUGACACCGAUAGCUCGAGUCAAAACGGUGACAGCAACUCGCUCGGAUGUGGUGCAGAAACCCGGGUCCAAAGAGAAGGAGAUGGAGGACGCAGCGAAGACCAUCAGUAACCUACUGAAACUCGAGACUUUACGGAAACUAAGCCCGGAGAAAGCAGCGGAUAGUCUAAGACUACCGGAUGAUCCGGAUAAAGAGUUCUGGUUUGACUUUGGGCCACCCAAUACAGUCAGCCAAGAUGACUUUAAGAAGUAUUUCGGCCAUUUGCAAUUCGACACGGCACUGCAGUAUGUUGGGUUUCCGAGGGUUCGACUCAAGGGGGGCAGAGAACAGCCGGAUGAUAUGACAUUCUUUUUUGACUGGCUGCGAGGAAAGUCCGUCACUCGGAUCAUCAAGGUUGUUGUCGAAGAUAUGGAACAGCCCUCACACAGUGACGAGGCGAUCGAGGAGUGCUUGAAGGAUCUGGGCGUCGAAAUUCUUGAUUGGAGACGUUUGGAUCUCGAUGCACUCUCCCUUCGCAAGAUUGGGACUCAUCUACGUGAGGUUCACCUCCAAUGGAGUGGCAGCAACUCGACUCUCAGAGCUUGGUCCGAGAAGGAGGGUCUAGCUUCAAUUCCUACACUAGAAGUCAUUCACUUGUUCCAGCAUGAAGGCCUCGAGUCCCGUGAACGAACUAUAGAGAAUCUCAACGCCUUCGAGAGAAGACUACACGACUCCUGGCCCGAAGGAAGACCCAAACCCCAAGUUAUCCCCCCUAAAACAGGCGGCGGCGUGCGCAUGGCACAAGUGCAAGUCCCCGAUGCAAGACCUCAACCGUUACAGCGCUCGAUCGACCCUCACAAAUGGAUGGAAUGUAUGAUGAGCUUCACCAAGAGUUUUAAGCAGAUCAAAGCUCUCAGAAGUAAUAAUUCUUCUCUACCGCCGGUGGAAGUGGCGCUGAUCGACGAUGGUGUUGAUAUCAUGCACCCUGAUCUUAACGACACCAGAGAUCGUACCUUUCUGGGACAGAGCUUUGAUCACCAAACUGGAGGGUCAACACCCCGCGUUCCACCGUACUGGAGUUCACCUUCUGGGCAUGGGACGUUAAUGGCAAGGCUUAUUCACAAGAUUUGCCCUAGUGCUAUUAUACAUGUCAUCAAGCUACAGACAUUUUGGUCAGGGAAUUCCAAGAAGCUUCAGAUCAAACCUGACAGUGCAGUAAAGGCUAUCAACUACGCGGCAAAGAGAGGAUCCCAGAUCAUCUGCAUGUCAUGGACCAUCAAACCCCCAGAAGAACCACUAAGAAGCCAAUUCGACACAGCUAUCUUCAACGCCAUCGGUAAACACGGCUGUCUCAUAUUCUGCGCCGCUAGUGAUCAAGGACAAUCCGCAGACGUCAGCUAUCCCCAUGCAAGCAGCCAUAACUGCUUCCGAAUCGGCGCCGCAAAAGCAACCGGCAACAUAGUCGACACAGUAGGCGAUUCACAAACAGUAGAUUUCAUCUUUCCCGGUCACGAAGUCGUAAUCGACAGCAACGAAACCAAAACUCAACUGCAAAAAUUCGACGCUCACUCUGGUAGUUCUGUCGCCAACGGGUUAGCAGCAGGUCUAGCAGCGCUCGUGAUCGAGUGCGUGAGACUAGGAGCCCUAUACACCAGAGAGUAUAGAAAGUUGGAGCCCAAGGUUGCGAUUAACUACAGUCAUAUUUCUAUCGAUGAAGAGGAUUUGAAGAAGAUACGGACUCGUGCGCAGAUGGCGUAUGCGUUGAAUUGGAUUGGAACUAAUCAGAAUACGAAUAAUAAGUAUAUAGAGGUUUGGCAUACGUUUAGUGGUGUUGCGGAGAAGUUGUCGAGGAGUGAGGGUGUUUCGCUUGAGCAGCUGGAACAUAUUGCCACGCUCGCUGGGUUCUUCCUCAAGAAGGGAAUGUAG